This is a messenger RNA of Sclerotinia borealis F-4128, 1326 nucleotides long. Lineage: Eukaryota; Fungi; Ascomycota; Leotiomycetes; Helotiales; Sclerotiniaceae. The record is from the annotation of a GenBank genome assembly.
AUGUACAUCCCCAUCCUUUCCACCCUAACCACCCUCUCCCUCCUCUCCCUCACCACCGCCCGCAUGCUCUCCCGCGCCCCAAACUCCAAAAUCUCAGUCCGCAGCGCCGUUCCCGUUAGACCGAGAAGUAUCCCCGUCGUUACCGACAAUGUUUUGCCCCUGACCAAGAAAUCUUCUGGAGGGUCGAAAGUCAGAAGUGCAGUCAAGUUCUUGAAGAAUGCAAAUAUUGUCAAUGGGAGUAGUACUGCUUUGGUCAGUUUAUUCGAGGGAGAGGAAUUCGCUACGGAUAUCACGUUUGGAACGCAGACUUUUGAGGUCAUUGUCGAUACCGGAUCUAGUGAUACCUGGUUAGCCGAAACCGGGUUUGCUUGUGUCGAUCUCGAUACUGGGAAAAGUACCACGGAAGCUACUUGUGCAUUUGGCCCAACAUAUACGAAAGAUACCACAUUCAAAGCCGUUUCGGGUGAAGAGUUUAAUAUUACAUAUGGUGAUGGAGAGUACCUUACUGGUGUUGUGGGAUCCCAAGCUGUGACCUUUGCUGGCAUUGAAGUGACCACGACCGUCGCUCUGGUAACUUCUGCUGCGUGGAAGGGUGAUGGAACAACUAGUGGGUUGGUCGGUCUGGCAUAUCCUGGAAUUACAUCCGCCUACAAAGGUUCCACCCAAGAAGUCUACAACCCCAUCUUCACCACCAUGUACGAAGAAGGUCUCGUAGACUCUCUAUUCAGUCUCGCCAUCGAGCGCGACGUCUCCGGUCCAGCCGGUUACCUUGCUCUCGGCGGUGUCCCACCCGUCGACUUCGUGCAAACUUUCGCCAGCACCCCCAUCCUCAUCACAUCCAUCUCCGGAUACCCUAAGACAUAUGAUUUCUACACCAUCAAUAUUCAAGCUGUGUAUUUGAACGGGAAAGCCAUUUCCGGCGCCGCUACCCCUUCUUACAUUAUCGAUUCGGGAACUACACUUAAUUACCUCCCUACCACUGUAGUUAAUGCUAUCAACAAGGCUUUCGUGCCCGCUGCAGUAUACAGCAAUGACGAAGGUGCUUAUGUCGUCUCUUGCACUGCUGUGCCACCUGUUUUUGGUAUCGAGAUUGGUGGUACAGUUUUCUAUACUAAUCCUCUCGAUAUGAUUCUCUAUGCUGGUACUGAUAGUAAUGGAAAGGAUGUUUGCAUUAGCGGUAUUGUUGAUGGUGGAAGUGAUACUGCAGAAGAUCUUUAUAUUUUGGGUGAUACUUUCCAAAAGAACGUCAUCACCGUGUUUGAUGUCGGGGCUGGUGUGUUACAAUUCGCUGCGAGGGAAAAUUAUACUAGUAAUGAUACUUAUUAG